GGGGGCGGGGUUUCUCCCCUGCUGCUCAUAUUUAUGGAUUAGGCAUUUCUGCAGUGGGCUUCUGGAUAUUGAUGUGUUUUAAGGACGAGUCCCCGCUCCUCUCUUUCUCUCUCUCUCUCUCUCCCUCCCUCCCUCCUCCCCUCCCGUGUGCGCUCCGCGGGGUCUCUGUGCGCUCAGACGCGCUCGGCGUUCCGAGUUGUAAAGAAGCCCGAUGGCCCCCAGCAACCAGAGGGACUGCUGCGCUCAUCGGAAAACCAGCUCCGGCCCCGAGCUCCCCUAGCAAAGAAGGGAAGCUGCUCCUCCUGCUGCUGGAAUACCGCAUUGUUUUUAUAAUUUACCUCCUCUGUCAGCGUCAGCAGGAGAGGAGCUGAUGCUGAUGCUGAUGCUGACGAUGCGCCCUCGAUGGUGGAUUUCCCUUUUGUGCGUCUUUGGAUUGAUGCACAUCGGCCACCAGAGCAACGCUGAUGCCCGAAAUGGAGCCGCCUUGUCCAGCCUGAAGACUGUGCGUGAUGGAGGCAGGUUUGUCGGGAAGGAAGACACGGUGCCCCUCCGCCUGCUGUACAGCAGACACAACCAGAGCCAGAUCACGCAGGACGCGCUCAGCACCAGGGUGAAAACCAGCUCCGGAUCCACGCAGGUGAACCAUGUCGCCCAGGCAAGCUUUCAAGUCAAUGCUUUUGGUCAAAAUUUCAUUUUGGAUGUGGAGUUGAAUCAUGAUCUAUUGUCUUCAGGAUAUGUGGAGCGGCAUUUGUCAAAAAAGGGGAAGGCUGUCAUCACCAAUGGAGGAGAGCACUGCUACUAUCAGGGGAAGGUCAGGGACGUUCCUCACUCAUUUGUGGCCCUGUCAACAUGUCACGGAUUACACGGGAUGUUUUUCGAUGGCAACCACAGCUACAUGAUUGAACCUGGAGGACGGGGCAUCAGCAGUGAGGAAGUUCGCAUUCACAUGAUAUACAAAUCUGCAGGACCGGAGUCAUUUAUUGAUCAUCUUGAUGGUGAUCUUCCAGAGCCACCAUUCCCCAGUCCACCAUUUCCCUGGUCAAAAGUUGUGCACAGAAGAAACAAGAGACAGGUUCCACAUUUGAUGCGAAGUGUAGAGGAUGAGACCAAAUACAUUGAGUUGAUGGUGAUCAAUGACCAUUUAAUGUACAAGAAGCAUCGGCUUUCCAUUGGGCACACAAAUAACUAUGCUAAGUCGGUGGUCAAUAUGGCUGACAUGAUUUUCAAAGAACAGCUCAAUACUCGCAUUGUGCUAGUUGCCAUGGAAACAUGGUCAGCUGACAACAAGUUCAACAUUGACGAUGACCCAAUGAUGACCCUCCGGGAGUUCAUGAAGUAUCGAAAAGACUUCAUCAAGGAGAAAUGUGACUCUGUCCACCUUUUCUCAGGGAAUCGAUUUCACAGCAGUUGGGGUGGAGCUUCCUAUAUGGGAGGAGUCUGUUCUCUCACCAAAGGAGGAGGAGUCAAUGAGUACGGGAAAACAGAUGAGAUGGCCAUAAGCCUCGCUCAGUCUCUUGGACAAAAUAUUGGCAUCUUCUCCGACAAGAAGAGGAUCCUAAAUGGUGAGUGUAAGUGUGAUGAUCCCUGGUCAGGAUGCAUCAUGGACGAUGUUGGCUUCUACCUGCCCAAGAGAUUCUCUGACUGCAACGUGGAGGAGUAUCAUAACUUCCUGAACAGCGGCGGAGGAGCCUGUCUGUUCAACAAACCUCUGAAGCUACUGGACCCUCCAGAGUGUGGAAAUGGCUUUGUGGAACCAGGAGAAGAGUGUGAUUGCGGGGACCCAGCGGAGUGUGCCAAACAGGGAGAAAACUGCUGUAAGAAGUGCACCCUGACCCAGGGAUCCAAGUGCAGCAACGGACUUUGCUGUAACAACUGCCAGAUGGAGUUCAUGGGAGUUGUGUGCAGAGAAGCGGUCAAUGACUGUGACAUCCCUGAAAACUGCACAGGCAACUCCAGCGAGUGUCCGCCAAAUGUGCAAAAGAUGGACGGCUACACGUGUGAAAAAGAUCAGGGUCGCUGCUUUAACGGAAGAUGCAAAACCAAAGACAGACAGUGCAAAUACAUUUGGGGAGAGAAGGCAACAGCAGCUGACAAGUUCUGUUAUGAGAAGCUCAACAUUGAGGGGACUGAGAAAGGCAACUGUGGGAAGGACAAAGACACGUGGAUCCAGUGCAACAAACAAGAUGUGCACUGUGGCUACCUGUUGUGCUCCAACAUCUCACCUGCUCCGCGGUUGGGCGAGCUACAGGGAGGUCUGACCUCCUUCACAGUCGCCCGACACAGCGCUUCUCUAGACUGCAGUGGCGGUCACGUGCUCAUCGAUGGAGACACGGACCUGGGUUACGUCGAGGACGGGACGGCGUGCGGGACAGAGCAAAUCUGUUUCAAUCACAAAUGUCUCCCCAUCCAGCAGUUCAACUUCAGCACCUGUCCCGGGACCACCGAGAAAACCAUCUGCUCAGGGCACGGGGUGUGCAGUAACGAGCUGAAGUGUGUGUGUUACCUGGGCUGGGCAGAAGAGGACUGUAACUCCACAUCUCCUCUCGGUUAUCUUGUUGGACCGACUCCCUCUGUUUCAGGUAUGACCAGCACUAACAUCAUCAUCGGGGCCAUCGUAGGCUCCAUCCUCUUCCUCGCCCUGAUACUGGCUGUUACAGCCUGGUGCUACAAGAGCUACAAGCAGAGGCGUUACGUAGAGUCUGAGGUUCACCGAAGAUUCUGCCGGCAAAUUCCCCCAGGUGACUAUGUAACAAAGCCUGGGGAUGCAGAUUCGUUUUACAGUGACAUGCCGCCUGGUGUCAGCACAAACUCCGGCUGCAGCUCCAAGAAGAGAUCUAAUGGCCUCUCCCACUCAUGGAGUGAAAGAAUUCCAGAUGCUAAACACAUCUCUGACAUCUGUGAAAAUGGACGACCAAGGAGCAACUCAUGGCAAGGAAAUCUGAGCGGUAACCGUAAGAAACUGAAAGGAAAGAAGUUUCGUGCUCGCUCAAACUCAACAGAGACACUAUCUCCUGCCAAGUCUCCCACUUCUUCUACAGGAUCUAUUGCAUCCAGCCGAAGAUACCCGUACCCGAUGCCUCCGCUCCCCGACGACCAGAGGAAAGCCAACAAGCAAAGCGCCAGGCUGUGGGAGACUUCAAUAUAACAGCCAUUGCACUGCUCUGAAAAAGAUGUUAAGGAACUGCACUUGUCUCUCAUUUUUAUGAAUGAAAUAAUGAAAUGAAGCUAAAAUGACUAACUGACCAGAGAGAGCACCCCCCCCACCCCCACCCCCAACCGUGUGUGACAAUACGCAGAGGCGUGUGUGAGGAAAAGUACACAAGCAUCUCUGAUCCUGAGCUGCCUCAUGGCCUCAUUCUGUGGAUCUCUAGCAGCAAGCAGAGGAUCUGGGGACAGUCCAGCUCCAUAUCCAGUCCAGACCACUUGGAGCUCAAACUGAGACUGAGCUGUUCCUGUCAGCUCAGGCCUCACCUAUACAGGACUGGAACCUGCGCCACUCCAACCCCAUCUGUCCUGCAAAUAAACCCUCAACUCAUCCUCUUUAUCUGCUGUCGCCAUACUCACUUUGAUGCCACCGUUUCGCUCCCAAGUACCCUCUCUAAAGGGGCAGUUGGACCAGAAGUGGGUCAUCUCAUCACACCGCAUCGCUGGGUUUGUUGGAACAUUGUGAAGCACGUGAAUCACUGUAAAAUCCAACGCUGUAUGCAUGAGUCAAGUGUUUAUCAGCAGCCUCCCUUAACUGGUCAAAUGACAAGAACCAGUGUUCUGAUCUGAACUGGAAACAUGUGAGCGGACAGUGAUUUUAUACCAUACAAGCUUUUUCCUCCGCUAUAGGAAACCUGUAGUGUAUCACCAGUUAUUAUAUCCAAUAGCUAAUGGCUCGGACCCACCCUGACCCUGCUCAUCAUCCAUUCAUAUGUGUAAAUAUGUACAGUAAAUUACAGACUUUUACUUUUGAUGAGGAAAAGCUCAAAAUGUUUUUUUUUUUGCCUUCUUGGUGUAUUGUGACGUAGACAGACGUGGAAUUCUGUAUGUCUGUGUAGAGAACCAACACCUAUUCUUUUUGUCAGUGUCCAUUUUUCCCUGCUUUUUUGUCCUGAAGUGUGGCCUCUGUAGAUUCCUGCAGCAGAAUGCAUCUUAAUUAUUAUUACUUUUUUUAAAUUUAAGAACAACUUUCAUCCUUCUCUGGGAAAAAGACACAAACAUCAAGUAAUAACGGAUUGCAAAGGAUGUUGAGUGUCGCGCAUUAAGAAUGUUACAGAGCCCGUUGCUAAUUAUUAUUUAAGCAAAAUUUUAAUAUUUUGUGCCAUUCUUGAUCACUGCUAUAGUUAAUUGUGUUUUGGAUACUUUCUGAGGGCAGCCUUAAGUUAUAUUUCGUUUCCCCUGAUGUGACAGUUGGAUGUUUGAGAUCAUUAAGUCACUGAGAUCACUUGAACGCAACAACACAACUACAGUAAGGCAAGUGUGGUUAAUAAUCAUCAGAGAAUCUAGAAAUUGUGCAUUUUAGCUGCCACGAUGGGGAUAUUUAGCCUUGUAAAUGAUUCUGCUGUACAGUGCUUGGUGUUUGAGCGCGUGAAGACCAACAGCAUGACAGUUCUAUAACAAACUUUCUCCAUUACGCUGUUUGUGAGGCCAUAAAGGGAAAUGAGCAUGUCACUGAAACAUAUUUUUUCGUCGGCUGUUGAAGUUGUUAAUGGGACUGUGUACACCUGACAACAAUGUUUGCAAGAAAACAAGUCUAGAGUCAAGAGAAAUCAUGGCAAGACUUCAUGGGAUUAAUAGUUUAAAACUGAAAGUUAACAUUAAUGAAGCUGUGCUGUGACUCAUCUCAUUGUAUUAAAGGUUGAUUUGUUUUUAUGACACUAAUAAUCACUUCCCUAACAGACAUUCUUUGUAUUUUUUACAGUAAAACCCAUUGUUCUUCCUAAUGUAGACACUGUUGCCUCCUGUUUGUCUUUUCCAUUUGUUUCUAUUUCAGUGAGCAUUUGGCUCUUUGUUUAUUUCAUGUACUUAUAUUGAACCAAUAUUAUCUUUGUUUCCCUUUGCAAUGUUCGCUUUUUGAGCAUAAUGUACAGACACUAUUCAAACAGUAAUUAAGUGCAUUAUUGUAAUUAUGUUUUCUAAAUGGAGACCCAUGCUAAGUUUUUGAAACACAUCUGUCCCAGACCACCCAAAGGCAUCAGUGCUGAUCUGUGUGGUUUCUACAGUGUAAAGGUUUUAAAGGAUAUCUGUACUGUGUGCAAAGGCCGAUGUACACUAGAACAAUGUGAGAUCUUGAGUGGAAUACACAGAGGGUUGAGUGUUUGUAGCUGAAUUAGAUGAUGAAAUCAAGUUCCUCAGUAAUGUAGUACCAGAUUUGUUGAAGUGUAUUGAGUGAA
This is a messenger RNA of Thalassophryne amazonica, 5378 nucleotides long. RefSeq names its product ADAM metallopeptidase domain 22 (gene adam22). The coding region runs from base 371 to 3145 and encodes 924 amino acids. Gene Ontology annotation, biological process: proteolysis. Gene Ontology annotation, molecular function: metalloendopeptidase activity. Lineage: Eukaryota; Metazoa; Chordata; Actinopteri; Batrachoidiformes; Batrachoididae. Gene Ontology annotation, cellular component: postsynaptic density membrane. The transcript is spliced from 31 exons. The record is from RefSeq and is a predicted model, not a curated record.